GAAGCCUGCAGGAGGAAGAGGAGGAGGAAGGAGGAGGAAGGCAGUAUUAAGGGGGAAUGACAACCGUCCGAGCUCCAUCUCCACCACCACCACCACCACCAUCAUCCUCAGCAUGUAUCCGAAAAAAGGCACACGCAACCGGCGAUGAACCGCGGCGGAUCAACGUCCGGGCAACAGCGGUAGAAGACGCAGAAGCAGCAGCAGAAGCAGCGACGCCGGUGAUGCGGACGCUCGGCCGGACGACAACGACGACGACGACGACGACGACCCCCGCCGAGUGAGGCCGCUCCCCUCGCCAAGAUGGCCCGCGUGGCGCGCGCCCUGGGUCUGAUCAUCCUGUGCGUGGCGGUGCUCAUCCUGUCGCUCAUCAGCUACGUUUCCCUGCGGAAGGACAGCCUCUUCGGGACGCCCGUCGGGGGGCCCAGGAUCAUGUUCCACGCCGGCUUCCGAUCUCAGUUCGCCAUGAAUUUCCUGGACCCAUCCUUCAUCCCACUGACCACUGCCUUGAACGAAGAGCUCCAGGGGAAGCCGUCCAAGUGGAAAUUCAACAGGACCGCCUUUUUCCAGCAGAGGAAGGACAUUUUCAACCACAUCGACAUUCCGCACAACUUCUCUCUGACCAAGAGCAGCGUCCGAGUGGGCCAGCUAAUGCACUUCGAUUACUCCAGCCACAAGUACGUAUUCUCCAUCAGCAACAACUUCAAGUCCCUGCUGCCCGACGCUUCGCCCAUCCUGGACAAGCACUACGGCACGUGCGCGGUGGUGGGCAACAGCGGCAUCCUGACUGGCAGCCACUGCGGCUCGGAGAUCGACGGCGCCGACUUUGUCUUUCGCUGCAACUUCGCCCCGACUGAGGUGUACGCCAAGGAUGUGGGUCGCAAGACCAACCUGACCACCUUCAACCCAAGCAUCCUGGAGAGGUACUACAACAACCUGCUGACCAUCCAGGACCGCAACAACUUCUUCCUGCACCUGAAGAAGCUGGAGGGCGCCAUUCUGUGGAUUCCUGCUUUCUUCCUGCAUACAUCGGCCACCGUCACCCGCACCCUGGUGGACUUCUUUGUGGAACACAAAGGCCAGCUCAAGGUGGAGCUGGCCUGGCCCGGAAAUAUCAUGCACGAUGUCAACAAAUACUGGAAGACCAAGAACCUUUCCCCCAAGCGUCUGAGUACGGGCAUCCUCAUGUACACGUUGGCGUCGGCUAUGUGUGACGAGAUCCACCUGUACGGCUUCUGGCCAUUCGGCUGGGACCCCAAUACGGGCAAGGACCUGCCCUACCACUACUACGACAAGAAGGGCACAAAGUUCACCACCAAGUGGCAGGAGACCCACCAGCUGCCCAGCGAGUUCAAGCUGCUCUACCGGCUGCACCGCGAUGGCGUCAGCAAGCUGAGCCUGACACAUUGCAUGUAGAGGGGAGUCACCAGGGGAAGGGGGGUCACGCCGCGCCCGCAUUCCGCAUAGCGAGCGUUCAUGCUAAAUGUCCGCCUUGCUCGGUUUUGGUAUUGUUGUGUUAAGUAUUCCAGUCUGUCGCCUCCAUAAUGCUCCUUCGCAUGACUGCUGGCAGUGGCAAACACAGUGGACCCUCCACAAGGACAACACUAAACCCAACCCUCGAAUUGUUCAGUUACACCAUAGGAAACAACGGAAGUGGCAGGACACCAUUUUUCUCCCACACAGGAAAUGUUGCAAAAGUAUCUUUGCAACAUACAGAUUUUAACACCCACAAGACAUGUCGUCCACCUAUUCUACCAGUCUAAAGUUAUCCACCCACUAUACUUUACCCACGUCUAAUGUCAUGUGCCAACUGCAGUCCACCCUUGGAGGGUAGAUCGUUCGAAUUCUGCAAAAUGUUUGGGAAAGGUGCAUCGAUGCAACCUUUACCAAAGGAAAGGAGAUACAGUAUAUUACCCACAAUCCUUUACGGCAGUAAUAUUAGGCCGCUGCCCAAGUUUACAGACUGCGCGAAGAUGUUCGAGACUCUCCCGCUAAAGACUUUAGAAAUAAUUAAAUAAAACUUUUCUUUGAAUAAAUAGUACAGAACGGUAUAUAAAAGCAAACAUCAAGAAUACAGUCUUCGUGAACAAUAGCAAUGUAAACAUACAAAUUUGCCUCAAUGAUUGGAAGACAAACAUUACUAUCCAUACAAAAAAACAACAACACUGUAAACACAAAAUAUAAAACACAGAAACAUGAGCGAGGGAUGAAAUUUCGAGUGUGAUGGAAAAAGGACAGAGAAAGAAAAACAAACUAGAGACAUUUUUUUUCCCAUUAUUUAUUCAUAAAACAAAAGAUACAAAGCCAAUUGCCAGAGGGUGACAUCAAAUUGGUGCCAAAAAGGCAGAUGAUCAUAUCACAAAAAUAAUAGAGAACAGAGAGCCAAGAUUUGAAUGACUUUCGCAGUGUCUAAGAGUCCUAAAAUAUUGCUUGAUUUAAUUUUAGUAUCUAUAUUUAUUAUUUGUACAUUUCAAUCGUUGUAGAAACACUACUUGGGUAGAAUCCUUGAAUUAUUCCCCAAAAAUAUUUUAUUAGUAAGCAAGUAUUUUCCAAUAAAGUGAAAUACAUGUAUAUCAUUAAUUUAUACAAAUAUGAUAUAAAUAUGGAAACACGUAUGAAGCCUAAACAUUAAAUAUUGUAAUCUUUGGUUGCUCUGUGCUGAUAUCUUGUGGUAAAAGACAUUAAUAAGACUCAAAUAUUUUGCAGGUAAAGUCCACAAGCUAGAAACUUUACAUUAGCAAGAUUUGUAGUUGCGCUCAGUUAUGAAAAGUUGACGCGAAUUAAUUUGAAACAGGGCUGUCCUUUCCUAUGCUCAAAAGGAAGCACCUUUUCAUGUCUCUUUGACCCGAUUCCAAGAACGUUUCAGGAAAGGGGGCAUAAAUGUUAGGAGAUCGGACUUAACGAAGAGGGAAUCUACCUACUUGUCUAAGGUGAUCCGCCCACCUGUCGAAAGUCAUCUGACCUCUACCCUCUACCCACGUCUGAAGUCAUCUGCCUGCUUAGUCUAAAGUCAUCUGCCUAUCAAACUUCACCCACCUGUCUAAAUUCAUGCGUCCACUAGACCCUGCACCAUCAAGAGUCAUCCACCUACUAGACUCUGCCCACCUGUCUAGUCUUUUACCCACUAGACUCUAUCCACUGGUCCAAACUCAUUCAACCACAAGACUCUGUCCACUUUUCUAAAUUCAUCCACCAAUGAGACUGCCCACUCGACUCGGCCCACCUCUCUUAAGUCAUCCAUUCACUAUACUCGGCCUUAUCUAAAAUCCUCUAACUAGACUCCAGCCCUCCUGUCAAAAUUCAUCCGCAUCCUAGACUCGGUACACCUGUCAAAGGUAAUUUGCCCACCUGACGCGUCAUCUACCUUUUAGACUACCCACCUGUCUAAAGUCAUCUACCCGAGAGACUCCACCCGUCUGUCCAAAGUCAUCCAUCCACGAUACUCUUUCCAUCAUGGCAUUUAUUUGGAAUAGAUGGGCAAACUGUUAGACUUGGGAGGUUCCACUGUAAUCCAAAUUGUGUUUAGUUUAAAAACAAAUAAAAAAUAAAUAAAAAAUCACUGCCUAAUCUCAGGGAACGAGUUAGAUCAGUGUUUUAAAUCCCCAUUGGAUGCGUCCGAACAGAUGCGCUACCCUCUUUGGCCACAAGAUGAGGUGUCAGACAAUCUGCGCUACUCUUGUUUACAACACUUUAACAACAAUCCAACAAGUCCCAAUUCUAAAACUUUUGGAUAAAUAAGUAACAUUCCAAAUAAUAAGCCAUAGAUUCACAGAGAGAUCAUAUAUAUAUAUAUAUAUAUAUAUAUAUAUAUAUAUAUAUAUAUAUUUACACACAGGAUGUUUUUAUUAUACUACUGAAUACUGUCACGUUUAGUGUCACUUUCUAAAAUAUGUCGUCUUCAGUCACGCUAGGUAACGUAAGGAAGAAUGUCACGAUAUGGCGACAAAAUAAUACCGCAGGAAAGAAAAGGCAGAUUUUCCAGAAAACAGUUGUAAUACUGUGAGAAUAAAGUCAUAGAAUAAAGUGGCAAUGACGAGGCAUAAGGAAAUAUUACAAGGGGUAAAAAAUUUUUUUUUUUUAGCAAGAAUAAAAUCGUGAUUUUAACUAAGUAGUCGUGUUUUUUUACAUCUUUUGUUGUUUCUCCAUAACUUUUUUCUGGUAAAAUUCUGACUUUUUUUGUGAUAUCAAAACUUUACUAGUGUAACUUCAUGACUCUUGUCUCGAAUUAUUUUUCUAACUUUAUUCUUGUAAAAUGAUGACCUUUUUUCUUUUCCCUAAAAACACAACUAUUCUCGUAACAUUCCAACUUUUGUCUUUAGUAACGUUAAUAAAAAAAAUUAUAAUUGUGCAACUUUUUAAAAACAUGCUAUUAGGACUUUAUUGAUAUAAGAUGUAACAGUACAAGUUUUUUAUCGCAAAAUUAUAACUUAAUUGUUGUAGCGUUCUGACUUGUCGAAAAAGUACAACUUCAUCGCCAAAUUAAGUAUUUUUUUUUUCUUCAAGAAUGCAAUUUUAUUCUAAUAAAUUAAUAAAAUUAAUUAAAUAAAAUCUAAUAAAUGAGUUUUUUUCCUGGAAACUAAAAGUUUAUUCUUGUAAAAUUAGGAUGUUCAUGUAAAAUUAAAACUUAUGUAAAAUGUAAAAUUAAAACUUUAUUUUUCUCGUCAAAAAUUCCAACUUUGUGACUUGGUAACGAUACGGUACCUAAGCGUGGCUAAAAUCUUAAGAAAAUACAACAUUUUGAGCAGAUUCAAAUUUAACAUUUUUUAUUUCGGGUUUCACCAUGGCAACCGUCAACUAGAGUAUACACAUAAAACAGAUUAUUAUGAGAGAUUUUAUUGCCUCGUGUCAUAAAGCAGACAACUUGCUGGACUGUUAUGAGAGCAUGUUCUACUCGAACCUCACGUUGCAUGCAAGAGGCACUAACAAUGUUUUAGAAUUCAUUAGUAGAACCUUCUUUUAACCUUGCUUUGCAUUGCUGACUGCAAUUUUCCUUAAGAAUAUUUCCAGUGACUGUAUAGUGAAUAAUAAGAUACUCUUUUGGAAAAGCCGUUUGAGCAUUUAUUCUAUAUCCUUCUAGCGUAAGGUCAAUGUACUGUACUAGUAUACUCUUUGUUCUCAUUAGUCAGACAAUUCAGUGCACUAGCAAAACGACUAGGGUGCACUAAUAGAACAACUUUUGAAAUACUACAAAUAGAAUCAUGCGUGUACUAGGGGUUGAACCGACUACUGGACUUUACCCCUCCGCAAUGAGGGUUAGAGCUUGAGGUCAAUUAGUCGCCAAUCAUGGGUUUUGGCAACACGGCGCCUUGCCAAACUCAACAGGAGGUGGGUUUUGCGCAGCAAACUAGCAGGGGUGACUCAAGAGUGCGGAAAUAUUUUUGUUAAAAAUUAGAUUGGGACCACGGCCACAAAUUAUUAAAGUCUAUGGCAGCCUUAAAUCCUCACGUCAGCAGUCAGGGAAUUCAUCAAACAACAUCCUGUAACAGUGAAAAGAAAAUAUAUUGAAGCGUCUUCUUAGAAAAUGAAAUAAAGACAAGCGGUGGUCAAUCAAUAACAUAUUGUAAAAAAAUUACAUUAAUGUCGCCAGACAAAACUUCACACCCAAUCACAGUCACAGACACCUUCUGAGUCCCUUUCACAGUCGGCUCUUAUAAAACUCUCACAACAAUCCAGAUAACAUAACUUCAAGUUUUCGACAAUACAUGGUUGAAUUUGAGAAAUCCAAUACAUCCUCUUGUAACUUUAACUGUGUUAUGUGAAUUGGUGUUAAGGUUUUACAAGCUCCGACAGUCUGCGAGGCUAUGACGAUAUCUGAAUGUGAUUGGAUGAGCGAGUGGUGUCUGAAUGUGAUUGGAUGAAUGAGUCUGAGUGGGGCCUGUACAACUGAGAACGGCGGGAAGAAUGAGUGAGCGAGCAUGUGGUUGGAUGCCCACACAGUCUUUAAUCCAGCAGCAGUUGGUGAGAGGUGGAAGUCCAAUGUCCAAUAAUUUUAUUGCUUGAAUGUCUGGUGGUAUCAAGUUAAAGGCAGAAUUAGAGUAAAUAAAAAGUAGCCUAGCAGAGCCGAGGCUGACAUUUUUCGGGAUUCCCACCGGGUCCAGUGGCAUUCCCGUGGGACGGGAGUGAAUUUCACCAUCAAUCACAGGAUUGGGCAGGAGGGGGAGCAAAGGUCAUCUGGAGCUAGCGGGAGCGGGAACUAUGGAAAAAAAAAAGUCACCGGGAAUGGACGGGAGUGGAAACCAUGGUGGUGGGAGUGAAAGCGUGAUGCAGUUAUAUUGUAUUUCAUUUUAAAGCUAUAAUCCACAAAUGUUUUGUAAAAACAAACAAAAACAAAAAAAAGUAAUGUUCACCCAAGCCGCCACGAGAGGAGAUGACACAAUGCUGAUUAAGCCAUUCAGCUCCUCUAACAUCUUGCUGUAUUUGUCAGUAUCUAAUUUUUUAUAUUGAGUGACUGUCCUAUUAAUUUCUCGCGCUGGCUCGGUUGGUGGCGCAGUGCAAAUGACGGAAAUAACGGCACGGAAAUGACACGUCCUUCAAAACAGUAACAUUUUGUAGAAUCACAUAUAAGGGCCAUAACACGCAUUGCCUACGUCAUAUUGAAGCGACGGCUCAGUUCUUUUGUUGGGGGCGUUACAUACUAUAGCUUUAAAUCAAAUCGAUAUUUGAAUUUCCCCUCAGCAUCGAGCCAAACAUAGCUACACUAAGGGAUUAAGACGGCUUUUAUUAAUAAAUUUAUGUUUUGUUUCUUGAUCAUUCCGGUAAUUCAAUGUAUUUAUUAUGGUGAGUAAGGCAGACAUGUAAUGCAUAUUUCAUACCGAGGAGCAAAAAGUGAGCAAGAAUGACUGAGAGUAAACAAAAAUAUGUGGGGCGGGAGGGAUAGUAGUGGGAUUCUAUACAUUUUUGCUCAGGAGUGGAAUUUUUUAUUUGUUUUUAAACUCUGGAUUGGGUAGGAUUUUUUCAAUAAUUUGGUACUGCGCGAGAUUUUAUUUUUUUAAACAUUCGCGAUUUGUUGGUUUUUUUUUUUUUUUUUAAACACCGGGGAUUGGGAUGGAGUGGGAGCGAUUUCUAUGGGAGCGAGUUAGAUUUUUUUACUUAUUUGGGAUUGGGAGGGAGCAGGAGUCAGCAUCCACUCCUGUGGCAGCCUCUAUAGCAGAGCGCCCCUGCUCUUCCAAGUGUGGGGUGGCAGUGUGGAGUCCCGUGACAAUGGCAUCUUCUGUCCAUCUGUUAGCUCUAUAUGCCAACUGGUGUGGGUCAAAUAUGGGUGGGAGACAGGAUGUGAUGUGAUGUCAGACCAGUUUCUCUAAACACUUCAUAAAAGUAGGUGUCAGAGCGACUGGUCAGAGUUCUUAUUAGUGAGGACAAAUAGCAUGCUAGUACAUGGAUCUUAAGCAGCUUUCCAAGUACUCCUGCUGUAUAGUUCAAACGGGACCAAACCUCAUGCAGUUCUGCCUCAUUUUGUCACAUUUCUUUUCUCCAAGUGUGUGUUUAUCAGAAACGGGGGACCACCCAAGCAAGUCGUCGGUGAUCUUUAAGAAGCUGGAGGACACAUGAUGGCGUGCCUCAUGACUGUGUGACUUGUCACAGGAUGUCGCGAGCACGCUCAGAUUGAUUUUUGGCUGUUGCUGUUGUUGACGCCUAGAAUCUUUUCCCAAACAAAAGCGUUUCUUGUCAUGUCAGACUAGGGGCUAUUUUGUUUAUUACUCUGUGUAGCUGAUGUCACGUGUACGAGGCGCUAACUGUGCAUGAAUGUCUGGGUGUCAGCACAUUAGGAAUGUACGCCAAAAAGAAUGUUUGAAGGAAAUAGUCUUGGACUAGCUCUUAAAUGUCAAACUAAAAGGUCAUCAAUCCAUGAGUUACCUCAGCCAAGCCUGAGAGCGCAAGGGUUUGUUCUUUUGACUUCUUAUGAAAUGCCAUAACGUUUUGGCAUUGAAAAUAAAUACAAUAUUUAUUGUAUUUGGCCACCAUUUGAGGAAAUGUUCAUUUUUGUCUUUAAAGUCCGAUUGCACUGGGCCCAAAGAUAAAAAGUAAAAAUAAAUGCCCCCGGCGACUAUUUGAGGAAAUGUUUACUUUUGUCGUUACAGUCCACUUGCAUUGGGACCAAAGACAACAAGGAAAAAUGAACACUUCCUCUCAAAUAAAUGUCCACAUGUCCCCCAUUGAACAUGUCCCAUUAUUUCAUAUGAUCAAUUUGCCACCUGUCUGUACAUAAGUGCCACACAGAAGAAACUUUAUUCACAAGAUUUUUUUUUUCUUGUACCUUUUGCUACGUCUGCAUGGCUAACGUAAUUACGUGGACGGUUAUGAACAUGUCAUAUAUAUAAAAAAUCAUCAAUGUCUUCGGGGGUUGUUUUGACCAAAAAAAUCUGUAUAUUUAAAUGUCUUAUUCCACUGUAUGAUAAAUGUGUGCCUGCAUAUUAAUAUGUCCAAUAAAAAAUAUUUUUUUCUUCCAA
Phycodurus eques (leafy seadragon) is the source of this 8444-nucleotide messenger RNA. RefSeq names its product sia-alpha-2,3-Gal-beta-1,4-GlcNAc-R:alpha 2,8-sialyltransferase-like. Bases 301 to 1413 code for a protein of 370 amino acids. Gene Ontology annotation, biological process: N-glycan processing; oligosaccharide metabolic process. Gene Ontology annotation, molecular function: alpha-N-acetylneuraminate alpha-2,8-sialyltransferase activity. The record is from RefSeq and is a predicted model, not a curated record. NCBI's taxonomy places the organism in Eukaryota, Metazoa, Chordata, Actinopteri, Syngnathiformes, Syngnathidae. The transcript is spliced from 4 exons.